CGCCUGAGCUGAGCGGCUGAACUGAACCGGAACCAUUUCCACUCUCGUCUAAACCCUACGCCCCUCCUCCGACCUCCGCUCGCCGCCGCAUCCAGCCAGCCAUGGGUAGCCGGCUGGGCCGCCGCGUGCUCCACUUCGCCAACCUCCCCAUCAAGCUCAUGCUGCCCCCGGCGCCCCUCGCCUCCGUCCAGGAGUUCGCCAUCAAGACCGUCCCCUCCGCCUCCAAGAUCGACAUCCGCCGCUGCCUCGAGUCCAUGUACGGCUUCUCCAUCGCCGAGGUCCGCACCCUCAACAUGGAGGGCAAGAAGCUCCGACGUGGCCGCUUCCUCGCCGCCAAGCCCGACUACAAGAAGGCCUACGUCACCCUCCACGCCCCGCUCCACGUCUCCCCCGACAUCUUCCCCAUCGGCGCCAUCCUCGCCGAGAGGGAGCGCAAGGCCAGCGCCGCCGCCGCCAGGAGGAAGGCGGUGGAGGGGGCCGAGAUCGAUGGGGAGAGGGAGGGGAAGGGGAAGCAUUGGAUGGAGGACGACAGGGAAGGCUUCUCCAGGGCCGGGCACGGCAAGGUCGUGUAUGGGAAUCCCGGGAGGCUGGGGAAGAAGAGGCGGGACCGUGCCAGGGUGAAUCAGGAGCCUAAAGAGGAAGGGGAGAAAUUCCCAUGGAACGGGAUGCGGCUGACUACCGAGAAACCUGCUAGGAAAAGACACUAUCCUGCCAAGAAACAGGGCGGCAUUGUCUUGAAGCAGAGAUCUCAUAGAGGAUCAGCUCUGCGUGCAAAGAGGAGUUUCGUAGCUUGAGAGCUGGUGUUGAGUAGCCAUGUCUCGGGCGCUGAAGCAGGACGUGGUCCGUGGAUCCACGAUGAUGCUGCCUGGUCCAUUUCGUUUCCGACACAGAAUAAAGAGAUGUUUUAGUAUUUACUAUCAAGCCUUUGGUGUAUUUUUGCUAUGAAAUCUUGUUUGGAUUUUGGGGUUUAUCGCAGGCUGCGGCAUAGGCUGCUGAGGCCAGGAAGGUGCAAUCUGGCCACUCACUCAUGGGGAUCUGUAACUGUAGUACUAGUCCUUUUGACGAAAUAUUUUCUUCAUCUGUCUUUUCAUCCGCUGCUAAUUAGAAGAGAAAGAAUGUACACAUCACUUGCUUCCCUUUUAUUUUUUGUGUUUGUUUC
This is a messenger RNA of Lolium perenne, 1159 nucleotides long. RefSeq lists its product as uncharacterized. Gene Ontology annotation, cellular component: mitochondrial large ribosomal subunit; ribosome. Gene Ontology annotation, molecular function: structural constituent of ribosome. Lineage: Eukaryota; Viridiplantae; Streptophyta; Magnoliopsida; Poales; Poaceae. The record is from RefSeq and is a predicted model, not a curated record. Gene Ontology annotation, biological process: mitochondrial translation.